GGAGGGAACAGGAGCGAACGGACCGGCAGGCCUAGCACCUAGGCGGCGGCGGCGGCGGCGGCGGCGGCGGCGGCGUGAGAAUGGAGUCCCUGCGGGUCCUGGAGCUGUACAGCGGCAUAGGCGGGAUGCACCACGCGCUCAGAGAAAGCUGUAUACCUGCACAAGUGGUAGCUGCCAUUGAUGUCAACACUGUUGCUAAUGAAGUAUACAAGUUUAAUUUUCCUCACACACAGUUACUGACCAAGACAAUUGAAGGCAUUACGCUAGAAGAGUUUGACAGAUUAUCUUUCGAUAUGAUUUUAAUGAGCCCUCCAUGCCAGCCAUUCACGAGAAUUGGCCUACAGGGUGAUGUGACUGAUCCAAGAACAAAUAGCUUCUUAUAUAUUCUAGAUGUCCUUCCAAGAUUACAAAAAUUACCAAAGUAUAUUCUUUUAGAAAAUGUUAAAGGUUUCGAAGUGUCUUCUACAAGAGACCUAUUGAUACAAACAAUAGAAAAUUGUGGCUUUCAGUACCAAGAGUUUCUUUUAUCUCCAAUCUCUCUUGGCAUUCCAAAUUCAAGGCUACGGUAUUUCCUUAUUGCGAAACUUCAGUUAGAGCCAUUUCCUUUUCAAGCCCCUGGCCAGGUUCUGAUGGAGUUCCCCAAAAUUGAGAGUGAAUACCCACAAAAAUAUGCAGUAGAUGCAGAAAAUAAAAUUGAGGAAAAGAAGACUGAACCAAAUAUUUGCUUUGAUAGCAGCACAGAGUGUUCUGGAAAAGAUGCCAUUCUUUUUAAACGUGAAACUGCAGAAGAAAUUGCAAGGAAAGAUCAACAGGACAGUGAUCUCUCCGUGCAAAUGCUGAAAGGUUUUCUUGAAGAUGACAUUGACCUGAAUCAAUACUCUUUACCACCAAAGUCAUUGCUGCGAUAUGCUCUUUUAUUAGACAUUGUUAAGCCCACCUGCAGGAGGUCCAUAUGCUUUACCAAAGGCUACGGAAGCUACAUAGAAGGGACAGGAUCUGUGUUACAGACUGCAGAGGAUGUGCAGAUUGAGAACAUCUACAAAUCUCUUAACAAUUUGUCACAAGAAGAAAAGAUAACAAAGUUGUUAAUGCUUAAACUGCGAUAUUUCACUCCUAAAGAAAUAGCAAAUCUCCUGGGAUUUCCUCCAGAGUUUGGAUUUCCUGAGAAGAUAACGGUGAAACAGAGUUAUCGCCUACUUGGAAACAGUCUCAAUGUGCAUGUAGUAGCUAAACUCAUCAAAAUCUUGUAUGAAUAAUUUUGAAAUAACUCUGAAAGAUGGUUACAAUAUUCCUUCAUUUCCAGAUAGUAAUUCUGAAAUUCUAUUUUGAACUGAUUCUGAUGAAAUUCAACUAAAUUAUUUUAAUCUGUCUUUAAUUAGAAAUAUGGAACUUAUCACACAAAUGUCAACUUGUUUCCUUAAAUUUAUGUUACUGUGUUUUAUAAAAUAUAAAUUAUUGUUAUGCUUUAUGAAGAAUAUAUUUUCAUAUGAACUGGUAUAUAUAUGUAAAAUAUCGUCUUUAUAAUAUGGUGUAAAUAAGCUUAGGAACAUUAGAAUUUUAAUGUCUGCAUGAAUAUUUUAUGAAGUGUCUAACAGGCAUAACAAUGAACCUGAGAAAUUGUAUAUUUUUGUAUGUUAAUUAAAGAAGUUGUUUUAUAAUUA
This is a messenger RNA of Carlito syrichta (Philippine tarsier), 1661 nucleotides long. RefSeq names its product tRNA aspartic acid methyltransferase 1 (gene TRDMT1). NCBI's taxonomy places the organism in Eukaryota, Metazoa, Chordata, Mammalia, Primates, Tarsiidae. Gene Ontology annotation, molecular function: methyltransferase activity. The coding region runs from base 81 to 1256 and encodes 391 amino acids. The transcript is spliced from 11 exons. The record is from RefSeq and is a predicted model, not a curated record.